Molecule: messenger RNA, 1948 nt
Organism: Cokeromyces recurvatus
Lineage: Eukaryota; Fungi; Mucoromycota; Mucoromycetes; Mucorales; Mucoraceae
Exons: 1
Coding region: 42-1886 (614 amino acids)
Molecular function (GO): oxidoreductase activity; FAD binding
Source: RefSeq, a predicted model, not a curated record
UUUUUUUUUUCUUUUUUUUCCUCUCUCAUUAUAUAAUAAACAUGAAAAUAAAAUAUCUUAUUUUAGUGUUUAUUUUACUUGUAUCUUCAUGUUCAACAACCCAGUCCGAAUACACAUAUAACACUAGUGAUUCUAUCUACAAGUCCUCUUCCAAUACAUGUAUUUCGUCUGAUUCAAGUUGUUGGCCAACACAGUAUGAAUGGGAUAACUUGAAUAAAACUGUACAUGGUCAUCUUGUGGCAGUUAUUCGGCCUGGAGAAACUUGCUAUAAAAGUGGCCCUCAUCAUGAUCCAGACCAAUGUGAUGCCUUUAAGAAAGGAUACUUUGAUGAUAUUCAGCGUGAAUCUUAUAUUGGCACUAUGCAAAACACAAAUUGGGAGGAUUGUGAAAUGGUAAAUAGUUGUCCUGUUGAUGUGCUAUCUCUACAGGACCUCUUAUCACAUCAUAACCUUUCAUCAUGUUCUCAAGGUGGUUUACCUCAUUAUGCUCUUAAUUCCACUUCACCUGACGAUAUUGCAACCGUCAUCAGGUUUGCAGCAAAGCGUCAUAUUGCAUUUAAUAUUAAGAAUUCUGGGCAUGAUUAUUUAGGAAGGAGUACCUCCCCUGAUUCGAUUACAGUCUGGACUCAUUCACUUCAAAGGAUCGAAUUUCAUACCUCAUUCCAACCUGAAGGUUGCAACAAGCAGUUAUCACAUCAAGAUGGAUUCUUUACGUUAGGCGGUGGUGUAAAAUGGCUCGAUGCCUAUCAGGCAGCAGACAGAUAUAAUGUAACCAUUGUAGGAGGCGCACAACCUGGUGUAAGCACAACAGGGGGUUGGUUACAGGGUGGCGGCCAUUCGAUCUUGACUCCAACAUUGGGUCUUGGUGUCGAUCAAGUUGUUCAACUUCAGGUCGUUCUCACAAAUGGCUCCUUUAUUACUGUGAACGCAUGUCAGUACCCUGACCUCUUUUGGGCUCUUAGAGGUGGAGGAGGAGGUACAUUCGGUGUUGUAACAGAGGCCACAGUGAAGACACAUCCUUAUGUUGAACUUCAAACUUUACAUGUCGCCAUCACAUCUGAUCUACCACAUGCUAUAAGGGCCCUUUUCCUUGAAUUUGCUCGUUAUGCACCAUAUUGGGCAGAAGAUGGAUGGGGUGGCUACCUUACAUAUCAUGAUAAGGGGAUUGAAUUUAUUUAUAGUAACCCACGUCUCUCUGUAGAGGCUGCAGCCGCGUCAGUAAAGCCAUUUUUUGAUUUUGUUAACGCUAAUCCGCAUACAAAAUUCUAUAAUCAGAUUCAAUGGGAUGCAUCCAGUCAACCUGGCUUUUAUCCAUUUUAUAUGAAUAUAUUAAAUACAAAAAAGUUACCCAUCGGUAUACCCGUUCAUACCUCUUCUCGUCUAAUUCCACGUGAACUCUUUGCAACUAACGAGACGAUCUCAAGGAUGGUGGAUGCAAUUAUGGAGGGAGCAAGUAUAACUCAUUCUGAUAUCUUGCCACCCAUGAGUUUUCAAAUCUUGGCAGUAACACCCUUUCAUGUACAAGACUCAAAAGGAGAGACGUCAGUACAGCCAGCUUUCCGUAAAGCAGUAUGGCAUUUAAUUUUUGGAGAGACAUAUAAGCAAAGUACACCACUGUCUGUUAGGAAGAAGAUUAUCAAGCGUGUUAGCAAAGCUGCAGACCCUAUCCGUCGAUUAACACCUGGUAGUGGGGCUUAUUUUAAUGAAGCAGAUCUGUUAGAGCCCGUAUGGCAUCAAUCCUUUUGGGGAGAUAAUUAUGAAAGAUUAGCAAAGAUCAAAAAGAAGUAUGAUCCUACUCAAUUCUUUAAUUGUUGGAAAUGUAUUGGAUGGAAUGAGCAGAUGUUGGUUGAUGACAAGAAAUACAAGUGCUAUCGUAGUACAAUUUGAACACAUAAAAAUAAAAUAAAAUCAAAUAAAACUUAUACUGCAAUCCUUUUCUUCCUUUUUCU